Rotaria sp. Silwood1 is the source of this 4461-nucleotide messenger RNA. The record is from the annotation of a GenBank genome assembly. Lineage: Eukaryota; Metazoa; Rotifera; Eurotatoria; Philodinida; Philodinidae.
AUGUUACGAAUAUUAGUAAUAAUUAUAUUCUUAUCAUAUUAUCAAAUUGAAAGUGUUCAAAUUGAAUAUCCAGCUAAUAUACAUGUUAAAGAACAAAUACGUACAGAUAUUAAUUCAAUUGAUCAAAUUUUUCGAUAUUAUAUUAUACCACGAGAAAUUCAAUUUCAUGCCGAUGCAUUACAAGGUCGAUUACCAUUUUUUUUAAAAUGUAAAGGAUCAAAAAGUUCAAUAAAUUUUACUGUUCCAACAACAGCAAUUGAUCAUUUAUCACUUGAUAUGGAUCAUAAUUCAUAUAUAAUUACUGCUACAUUAAGAAGAAAUCAACUUCGUUCAGAACUUGUCGGACGUUAUACAUGUUCAGAAACGAUUGAUGAUAAACGAUCUGAAACAUCUGUUCAUGUAUUUAUUCAAGAUGGAACUUCAGUAUUUACAAAAAGAGUUUAUCCUAAAGUUUUUCCACAAACAGGUAUUCAUUUUUUUAAUUUACCAUGUCAAACAACCAGUUGGUAUCCACGAAUGUCAUGUCCAACUCAUUUAAGUCAAUGUCAACCACGUGAAUGUAAUGCUAAAGAACGUCAAGUUAAUGAACUUAAAUGUAAUAUACCUAAAUGUGAUGGACAAGAUAUAUGUAUUCCUGUUUAUUAUACACCAACAAAUUUACAACCAACCAAAGUUUUUUUUGAUCCACAAAUCGGUUUUGCAUUAGAAAAUCCAAUAAUACCAAAAGAAUUGACUGAAUUUACUUGUAUGAGUAAUUAUACACCUAGUCAAAUAUCAAGAAUUCCAUUUGAUUCAUUCGAUCCUGAUUAUAUUCUAAUUCAUCAAUCAAGUUUAAAUGUAAUGCCUGAUGAAAUGUUAAGAUUAAGUUGUGAAAUUCAAUAUGGAACAAAAGUUGGUCGAAAAAUACCAAACAUUUUUUGGUAUGAAGAUAUUUAUAAUCUUAAUCUUGUUGCAAAUGAAACUGGAAAACCUUCAUUUAAUGAUUUUACACAAAUUUAUAGUCGAAAUAGUUCAAUAACUCUUCGUGGUUUUAAAGCACAUCAAAUUUAUAGAUUUUAUUGUGUACGUGUAUCUGAACAAGGAAUUUAUUCACGUUCUGUUGAUAUUACAUGUGUUGAUAAACCUUCACUUGAUCUUGAAAUUACUUCAAGUGGUUCAGAUACAGAUAUUCCAGUAUCUUAUGGUUCAGAUAGUAGUUAUGAUAUAACUAUUUUUACUGUUCCACGUUCAAAAAUUCGACUUGACUUAACACGUAAUGGAGUAUCUUUAGAAAAUGAUAAACGAUUUGAAUUAAAACUUGAUUCGGAUCGUGAAAAUCAAUAUUAUGAAUAUACAUUAACGAUUUAUAAUAUUACAUUCAAAGAUGAAACAGAUAUAAAAAUUGUUGCAAAAUCUUCUGAAUUAGAAAGAACGAAAACUAUUAAACCAAUUGUAACUGGUAAUCCUAUUGGUCAAUUAUCUUUUCUAUCAAAUGAUAUUAAAAGUACAAUACCAUGGCGUGAUCAAUAUAAUAAAAAUAAAUUAAAUAUUGAUUCAUAUGGUAUAUAUGAACGUGAAUCUUAUCAAAUUGUUUGUACAGUUUGUCAUCGUGCUGAUAUAGUACGACCAUUAAAUGUAUUUAUUCAUGAUAUUCAAUGUUCAAUUGACAAUUGUUUAUCAGAUAUUAUUGAUAAAACAUGUCGAUCAUCAUCGAAUCCACGUGUAUUACAUACAACAGUAAAAAAUAUAGAUAGUUUUACAACACAAUUUAUUAGUAGUGAAUCCGAAAUUAUUAAUGAUCCAUCAAUUGGUCAUCAAUAUGUUUGUUGUUAUGAACAAACUGGAUCAAUUAUGCUUGCAAAAUCAUUAACAGCAUUAGCACGUAAUCGUGAUAUGUUUGUUGUACAGAAACCAGAAUUUAGUUUAGUUACUGGUGAUAUUUUAAAAUAUAGAUGUGAAAGUCAUGAUAUGAUUUAUGAUGAUCUUCGAAUGAUUUAUAAUGAUGGUUUAUUUACAUAUGAAAGAAAUCGUUUUGAUCCUCAAUGGUAUUUAUUCGGAACUAAACAACCGAAACAAACUGAUCUCGAAUGGUCAACAUCAACAAGUGAAACUAUUCGAGAUACAAUUAUUGAAGUAAAAACAUUACCACUUAGAAAAAUUGGUAAAAUUGGUUUUCUUCAAUGUAUGGCUUUAUCUAAACGACCAGAUGUCAUCUCAAAUAUGAAUGAUACAUAUAAUAUUCAUGUAGAUGAUCCUGUACCAUUAAGAUUUAAAAAUAAUUUACCAGCAAUUGAAAAACUUGAACGAAAAUCAGGUACUAAUGUUGUUUUUGAUUGUUUAUAUGAUGGACGACCACAGCCAAAAGUCAUUUGGCUUAAAGGAAAAUUACCUUUGUCAAGUGAUAAUUCAACAUUACAAAUUCGUGAUAAUAAUGGAAGUGUUCAUAUCACUCGUGUUCAAGCUUCUGAUACUGGUUAUUAUACAUGUGAAUUAAUAAAUGGUCGUGAUCAAACUUUACGUCGAAGUUUUGAUUUACGUGUUAAAACACCAUAUAUACAUUCAAGAUAUCGUCGAUUAAUAUUCAUAUUUAUAAUAUUAUCUGCUUGUUUAAUACUUAUUCUACUUAUUUUACUUAUUAUUCUUGGUGUAAAAUAUUAUAAAAUGAAAAAAAUUGUUAAAUCAAGUAUUUUUCAUGCUCAACAACCAGAUCAACCUGAAGAUGAAUCUCAACCACCAAUGGCACAAUUAACACGUAUACGUUUACCAGAUAAUUUUGCAUCAACACAACAAGUUCGUACAUUACUUGGUUAUGUUAAUAAUACAUUAACACCUACUGUAGAAGAUGAUUUUAAAGAACUUGGUCAUGGUCAAUAUGGUGUUGUUUAUCAAGUACGUUUACCAGAUGUUGGUCUUGUUGCUGCUAAAUUAUUACCAGAAUCUAUACGUAAUAUUGAACGUCGUCGUGAUAAACGUAAAAAAGGUGAUGAUAAUGAAGAAAGUCAAGAAAUGAUUACAAAAAAACAUGAAGAACAAAAGAAAAAAGCUGCUGAAAUGUUAAUUGAUGAAAUAAAAGUUAUGCAUAAAGCUGGUAAACAUAUUAAUAUUGUUUCAUUACUUAAAGUUGCAUAUCCAGAAACAAAAAUAAAAUAUAUACUAACAGGUGGUCUUAUACGUGAUGAAGAUUCAUUUUAUUUAAUGGAAUUAUGUUCAAAUGGUUCACUUGAAUCAAUGCUUAAACGUUUUCUUAAAAUAUCAUCAAAUAUAUCAGAUAAAAAAUUAUCAUUAUAUGAAACACUUGCUAAACAAAAUGAACCAGGAAUGACUAUUACACAAGCAUAUAAUUCAUGUAUAUUAACAGAUGAUGAUUUAAUUUUAGCUGCUUAUCAAGUUGCUUGUGGUGUUGAUUAUUUAAAUAGAAAACAAAUAGCACAUUGUGAUAUAGCAGCACGAAAUGUUUUAGUUAGUUCAAGAUUUAUUAUGAAAAUAUGUGAUUUUGGUUUAGCAACAUGGACAACAUAUAAAAAUUAUCGUGAACAACUUGCACAAAAUGAAAGUGUACAACUUCAAAAGAAACAUAAUGAAUUAGCAACACAUAAUUUAACACCAGAACUUGCUCGAGCUAUUUUACGUGCAUCAACUCCUGAUGAACGUCUUUUACUUAAUAAAACAUCAAUAAAAUCUGAUGUAUGGUCAUUUGGAAUAUUUCUUUGGACAUUAUUUCUUAAAUGUCGAAUUCGACCAUUUAAUAAACUUUUAGAAGAAAUGGAAAAUAAAUCUGAUGGUGAAAGUUUUUUUCAUCGACUUGCACGUGUUGUUAGUGAUGGUCGUGUUCUAAAAUAUAUUGAUUAUCAACCAGAAAUUCCACGUAAAAUUUAUGCCCUUAUUCGAGAAUGUCUAGUUGAAGAAAAUCAUCGACCAACAAUGACACGAAUUCGUGCUCUUUUAUGUCAUUCAAAAAUGUUAUCAAAACAAGCUUUUGAUUAUUAUCGAAAUGAAUAUAAUCGUUAUCAAGAAGAAGAUCCAACAGAUGAGAAUCGUCUCAUUUUUGGUGAAGAACAAGGUAUUAGUGACUUACCAUCAUUUGAUGAUGAUAAUAGUACUAGUUCAUCGAAUCCUCCUCGUAAUAAUGAUGUCACAUAUCGUUCAACAUCAACAAAUAAUUAUUAUCCAACAACAAGUGAUAAUACAUCACAUACAUAUUUAUCUCAAUCAGAUAAAGAUUAUUCUGAACAAAAAGAUGAUUCAUAUUUAACACCAUCGACAACAUCAACAAAAACAGAUAAUAAUCAACAACAACGAACAAUAGCUGGUAAUAUAUCAGAUAAAUUAGUACCAUUAAUUAAAGAUAAUAAGAACAUUUCAACAAUUGAAUCAAAUAUUCCUCCUGUCAUUCCUAAAGUUCGUGCACCAUUAAGACCACCUCCACCUCCACCACGUUCAUCAAUAAAACGUGAUAAUGAAGGUGGUGAUAGUUAUGUAUGA